Molecule: messenger RNA, 1421 nt
Organism: Pelobates fuscus (common spadefoot toad)
Lineage: Eukaryota; Metazoa; Chordata; Amphibia; Anura; Pelobatidae
Gene: CCDC12
Product: coiled-coil domain containing 12
Exons: 7
Coding region: 45-533 (162 amino acids)
Cellular component (GO): post-mRNA release spliceosomal complex; U2-type spliceosomal complex
Source: RefSeq, a predicted model, not a curated record
UGUGAUUGGCUGGGCUGUCAGAGCUCGCGGAGCAUUGUGGGAAGAUGGAGAGCAGCGUGGGGAAACUGGAGGAAGCGGCGCUCAAACGGAAAGAGAGACUGAACGAGCUGAGAAAGAAACGGGUAAAAGAUGACGACGAGCCGGAGAAUAAGGUACUGAUCGGGGAAGAGGAGGAAAAGCACAAGGAGCUGAAACUGAGGAAUUAUACCCCCCAGGAUGACGAACUCAAACAGCGACAGGUGCCGCAAGCUAAACCAAUCUCAGUGGAGGAGAAGGUGAAGGAGCAGCUUGAAGCAGCCAAGCCAGAGCCGAUAAUCGAGGAAGUUGACCUGGCUAAUCUUGCUCCAAGGAAGCCGGACUGGGAUCUUAAGAGAGAUGUUGCCAAGAAGCUGGAAAAGUUGGAGAAGAGAACCCAACGAGCAAUUGCUGAAUUAAUACGUGAAAGGUUAAAAGGACAGGAGGAGAAUCUGGCAACAGCGGUGGAAUCGGGCAUCAGCAGUGGAAUCAGGCAGGAAAAUUCGGACUCUGACUGAUGAUGUUAUGAAAUGCGUGAAAUGUAUUGCGGUGGCUUUUGGAAGGGGAUGGCACAGCAACAAAAAACCUUCAACACGCUGACCUUUAACCUCCUCUAAUGUUUAGGGAAAACACCAGCCUAUAUUUCGAUGGCGUGGGAGGCCCAUAGCUGCUGUAUAAAUGAAUUCUGAGACUUGUUUAUAGAAUGGAUGACCCUUCCAGAUGGGUUGGAUCAGCCAGUCAUAGAUUCACAUUAUUUUGGGAGGUAUAGUUCCAGCACAGCUGGGCAGCUGUUGGUUAGGGUGCACACUGUAAAUGUUAGUGAAUUACAAUAAACGUGGGCAGUGUGGCUUUUUUUUUUUUUUUUUUUUUAUAAUAAAUGCACAUUUUUAUUUUUAUAAACUGUGGUUGGAAUAUUUGCUGUGUAUCACAAUGUCACUAAGAGAUCUGGUAGUAACAAUGUCUCGUGUCCGUUGUCCUCUCUUCCCCACUUCACUGAUUCAUUCACUAGUCCCUCAGAAGAGGCGCUUGGACCAAAUGUUAAUGUUUCAAGAUCAACGUUUUGUUCUUUUAAUCUGCUCCACUAAUAUUACCGUUUGGUGAGAUUUAAAGCGGCAGUAUUGACAUAUUUGAGAAGCCUAAACUUUCGAUUGAAAUAUAAAAUGCAUUGCAAACCGUAGCAGAUUUUGCUGUUGCUACUCAUAUGUGUUAUAUAUAUUAUUAAUAAAGCCUUAACACAGUGAACGUGUGAGCAUUUCCUAUGUGUUGCCUUCAAGCUUGGACCGUUCCGGCGCACCGUGUGUUAAAACAUAAAUUCAUCCCUUUCUAAUCAUCUACAAGUGACAUUUUUUUUCUCCUCUCAAUUCAAAGUACUAAUCCACACCUAUAAAGCACUGAACGAUUCUAAC